Messenger RNA from Sorghum bicolor (sorghum), 2054 nucleotides. RefSeq names its product fatty acid desaturase DES3-like. Gene Ontology annotation, biological process: lipid metabolic process. Gene Ontology annotation, molecular function: oxidoreductase activity, acting on paired donors, with oxidation of a pair of donors resulting in the reduction of molecular oxygen to two molecules of water. The record is from RefSeq and is a predicted model, not a curated record. Lineage: Eukaryota; Viridiplantae; Streptophyta; Magnoliopsida; Poales; Poaceae. The coding region runs from base 261 to 1550 and encodes 429 amino acids. The transcript has 7 exons.
GACGAUCGACACAUAUAUUUUGUUUCUGUUGUUUUCAUUUAUUUAUUUGUUUGUUUGUGGGAGGGAGAGCGAGAGAGCUAGAGAGGCCCAGCCUCUCCCGUUCGUUCAUGUCUUCUUAGCAAAGCAAAUCAAACCACCGUACGUAGUACCAAUUCCAUCUCUCUCGAUCUCUGAUCUCCCCGAUCCAUCCAUCUUGUCCGAUCCAACUCCGGCGGCGCGGGCGGGCCACCGACCACCACCACCGCGCGCCGACGACAAGAAUGCAGACGCAGACGCAGACCCAGACGACGACGACGACGCCACCGCAAAAGCAGCAGCAGCAGCACAUGGCGAUGACGACGACGACGGUGAGCCGGCCGGCCAUGGAUGAUGUUCAGGAGGCGGCGGCCAAGGCGACGGAGGACGACAUCAUGACGAAGGGCCGGCGGCGGGUGGACGACGGCUUCUUCGACGCCGGGAAGCCGCCGCCGUUCCGCAUCGGCGACGUGCGCGCGGCGGUGCCGGAGCACUGCUGGCGCAAGAGCCCCUGGCGGUCGCUGUGGUACGUGGCGCGCGACGUGGCGGUGGUGGCGGCGCUGGGCGCGGCGGCGGCGGCGGGCGCGGACAGCUGGGCGGUGUGGCCGCUCUACUGGGCGGCGCAGGGGACCAUGUUCUGGGCGCUCUUCGUCCUCGGACACGACUGUGGUCACGGCAGCUUCUCGGACAGCCCGACGCUCAACAGCGUGGUUGGUCAUCUCCUCCACUCCUUCAUCCUCGUCCCCUACCAUGGAUGGAGGAUCAGCCACAGAACACACCAUCAGAACCACGGCCACAUCCACAGGGACGAGUCAUGGCACCCGAUCACGGAGGGGCUGUACCGGCAACUGGAGACGCGCACCAAGAAGCUCAGAUUCACGGUGCCCUUCCCGCUGCUCGCAUUCCCUGUCUACCUCCUGUACCGGAGCCCCGGCAAGACGGGCUCCCACUUUCUUCCCAGCAGUGAGCUGUUCAGCCCCAAGGAGAAGGGCGACGUCAUGCUCUCAACCACCUGCUGGUGCGUCAUGCUCGCCUCCCUCUUCGCCAUGGCGUGCGCGUUCGGUCCAGCCCAGGUGCUCAAGAUGUACGGCCUCCCAUACCUUGUGUUUGUGAUGUGGCUUGACUUGGUGACGUACCUGCACCACCAUGGGCACCAUGAGCGCCUCCCCUGGUACCGUGGCGAGGAGUGGAGCUACCUGCGCGGCGGGCUGACGACGGUGGACAGAGACUACGGCUGGAUCAACAAGAUCCACCACGACAUCGGCACCCAUGUCAUCCACCAUCUCUUCCCGCAGAUCCCGCACUACCAUCUCGUCGAAGCUACCAAGGCAGCGAAGCCGGUGCUGGGGCGAUACUACCGGGAGCCACAGAAGUCAGGGCCGCUGCCACGGCACCUCCUUGGCGUGCUCCUCAGGAGCCUCAGAGUCGACCACUUUGUCAGCGACCGUGGGGAUGUUGUCUACUACCAAACUGACCAUGACUUGAACACCACUGCUAAAGGCUGGGCUGCCCAAAACCAUCAUAAGCAAAAAUGAGUCUCAAAGACUGGUCGGAGUAACAACAUUAUAUUUUGUUACACAAUGCAGGCCACAGAACAACUUCAACUCCAUAUGGAAUUGAAGUCUGAUAGAUGAUAGCAUAGGCUCCUCGCAAAAAAGAAAAGAAAAGAAGAUGAUAGCAUAGGCAUGAGAAAAGUCAAAUAAGAAGCAAGCUAGCUAAGGGGUCCUCUAGUUGAAGAACUAUAUUGUGACACAGGAGGAGGCCAGCCCUGCAACACACCCGGACUAGCUACUUGCUACACAUUGCUUCAUUGAUUGGGCGCAUCAUCAGGUUCAGAAGAUCAUUCGCCCACUAGAGUAGCUAAGCGUUACUCCUACUGUACUAUACAAUAUAAUUCUGGCAUGUACUAUGUACUUAGAUGUUGAGUUGGAGCCCUGGAUUCGUGUAACGGUGGUUGCAUGGCCACUACUCUCUGAAAUUUGUAUUUCCUACCUCUCAAAAACAUUAUUUUGUGUCAUGCAAAUUGGGCUUAAUCUGUA